Messenger RNA from Lactuca saligna, 1968 nucleotides. Lineage: Eukaryota; Viridiplantae; Streptophyta; Magnoliopsida; Asterales; Asteraceae. The record is from the annotation of a GenBank genome assembly.
AUGUCUUCAACCGAUGUUUCCUUUAGUAGUAUAUUCGUCUUUCUAUUCCCAAUUCUUUCUCUCGGAAACAUCCAACAAUUUAACGAAUGCUCAACCAAGUUAUACGCUUGCGAUCAGUCGAUCACAUAUAUCAGCUAUCCCUUUUGGGGAAACGGUCGUCCUUCUUACUGUGGACUCGUGGGAUUCGAACUUACUUGCAGAGAAGACAACAUCACCACUCUCCAAAUCACGAACACAACGUUCCGUGUUAUACGAAUCGAUCAAAACAAUAAUAAACUCACCCUCGCCCUUGAUGAUCUCUGGGAGGGUGAUCAACCUAAUGCUUGUUUGUUGAGACCAAAUGAAUCAAUUGACCUGACCACGUUUCAGUACACUUUUUUUAGUUACGUUCCCGACGGAUCUAUUUUUCAAGGGCUAUACUUUUCGUGUCUGGAGGAUUUGGUUAGUUCGAUUCCGAAUAGGAGCAGGUUUAAUUGUUCCGGUGAUGAAGAAGGGAGAGCUAAUUUCAUUGGGAAUCGAUCGAUUGCUGUAGGGGAUGCAUGUGAGCGUGUGAUUGGAGUACCGGUUUUGAGGACGGCGUUUGAGGAUUUUAACCGGAGUGAAACGAUGCCGUUGCAGGAGUUGUUGUGGAUGGGUUUUCAGAUGGAGUACAGGGUGGACGGCGGCGAAAUUUGCUCCCGGUGUCAGAGAUCUGGUGGGUCGUGUUGGUCCAAUUUGAAUUCCUCCAUCCCUUCCUGCAUUUGCCCGGAUGGUGUUUCCAGAUUGGUAUGCGGCUCAGGGUCCCCAACUUCGUUGAGAAUAAAACUUGCUUUCGGAAUCGGAUCUGCACUUCUCUUGAUUGUGUUGAUAUUCAUAAUAUAUUGCAUUCGGAAAUCCUCAACAAGCAGUUGUGUUGCGCUAUUUAAGCAUCAAACUGAGGACGACAAAAGUGUUGAGACCUUUGUUAUACAAUAUGGAUCCUUAAGUACAAAAAGGUACACAUAUGCUGAUAUCAAGAAAAUGACAAACUCAUUUCAAGUUAAAUUGGGACAAGGAGGUUUUGGUACUGUGUUUAAAGGAAAACUAUCAGAUGGGCGUCUUGUGGCAGUAAAACUUUUAAACUCAUCGAAAGCAAGCGGACAAGAAUUUAUAAACGAAGUUGCAAGCAUCGGUAGGACUUCUCAUGUUAAUAUUGUUACUCUCUUGGGAUUUUGUUUUGACCAUAAAAAAAGAGCUCUGAUAUAUGAGUUCAUGCCAAAUGGAUCAUUAGAGAAGUUUAAAUAUGGUCAUGUUACUCAAAGUACAAGUGAACGCAUAGGAAUAGACAAGUUAUAUGAGAUAGCACUUGGAAUUGCACGGGGUCUUGACUACUUGCAUCGUGGCUGCAACACUCGUAUUUUGCAUCUUGAUAUAAAGCCACAUAACAUCCUCCUUGAUGAAGACUUUUGCCCAAAGAUAGCAGAUUUUGGCCUUGCUAAAUUGUACUCGAGAAAAGAUAGUAUUGUUUCUAUGUUGGAGGCUAGAGGCACUAUCGGGUAUAUUGCCCCUGAAGUUUUUAACAGAAACUUCGGUGGAGUGUCCCAUAAAUCUGACGUAUAUAGUUAUGGGAUGCUCAUUAUAGAAAUGGUUGGAGGAAGGAACAAUGUUUAUAAUGGUGUUGGAUCUGGGGAUACGAGUGAAAUCAUGUAUUUUCCAAAUUGGAUUUAUAGCCGUCUUAAGACAAAUGAAUUCUUAUUUGAUGGUGUGACAUCUUCUACAGAAAAUGAAUAUGUUAGAAAGAUGACUAUAGUCAGCUUAUGGUGCAUACAAACUAAUCCCAAGAAAAGACCAUCGAUUAAUGAAGUGAUUGAAAUGUUGGAAGGAAGCAUUGAGGCAUUGGAAAUUCCACCAAAACCUUUCUUUUCUUCUCCACCACGAUCACCAACCACCAUGUUUAACAUAUCGCAAGAAGUGACCGAUGAGCACUCAUGUAUUUCACAAAGGACAUGA